Molecule: messenger RNA, 586 nt
Organism: Spathaspora passalidarum NRRL Y-27907
Lineage: Eukaryota; Fungi; Ascomycota; Pichiomycetes; Serinales; Debaryomycetaceae
Gene: SDH4
Product: Sdh4p
Exons: 1
Coding region: 20-502 (160 amino acids)
Biological process (GO): mitochondrial electron transport, succinate to ubiquinone; tricarboxylic acid cycle
Cellular component (GO): membrane; mitochondrial envelope
Molecular function (GO): heme binding; ubiquinone binding
Source: RefSeq, a predicted model, not a curated record
CAUGCCAUAUAGAUCCACAAUGUUAGCCAGACAAUCCAUAAUAACCACCAAGCCAACCCACCUCAUACUUCAAAGACAAUUUAGGUUGAUCCCUGAUUUUUCAAAAUUUAAAAAGAUCGAACAACCACCAGGUUAUAUUGUCGGUACUGUCAACGAUGCAUAUAUUCCUCCACCAACAAAACACAUCGACGGAAGUUAUCAUUGGACAUACGACAGAGUUGUGACUAUUGGUAUGAUUCCAUUAAUGAUGACACCAUUCAUUGCUGGUAUUGAGUUCCCUAUGGUUGACUCAGCAUUAUCUACGUUAUUAUUAUGGCAUUGUCAUGCUGGGUUUAAAUCCUGUAUUAUUGAUUAUAUUCCGGAAAGAGUUUACGGAAUUUGGCAUAAAAUGGCUACUGGAUUAUUGACUGCUGGUUCUUGUCUUGGUAUGUAUGGUAUCUAUGUCAUGGAAACCGCCAACAAUGGAUUAUUUGAAUUAUUAAGUAACAUCUGGCAUGCAUGAAUGAAUCAAGAGAGUAUAGAAGUAUUGUAUAUAAUAGUUAAAAAGUGUAAAUAAUAAGCAUUAAUUAUAAGUUGUCUACUUCUU